Molecule: messenger RNA, 2612 nt
Organism: Gadus macrocephalus (Pacific cod)
Lineage: Eukaryota; Metazoa; Chordata; Actinopteri; Gadiformes; Gadidae
Gene: marco
Product: macrophage receptor with collagenous structure
Exons: 14
Coding region: 1435-2292 (285 amino acids)
Source: RefSeq, a predicted model, not a curated record
UUGUUGUUAAGGCCUUAACCAUACAGUGCUGGGGGAAUCACUGCUUGAUGUUGUUACGGUUAGGGUCAUAUUGUGUAGAGCUGUGGUUAGUUAUAAGGUUCAUGUAUUCUUAGGAUUCGAGUUAUAUUUAUGUCUGAGGGUUAUGAUAAGAUAGGGUUUGGGUUCAUGGGUGUUGUGGUUGUUGUUAUGGUUAGGGCUGUGGCUUAGGUUGUGGUGUUAUAGAGUUAGGGUUAGGGUUAUAGUUAGGGGUAACGGUUAUGGGUAUGUUGUUAGGCCAAAACCAAAUAACUAUAACUCUUACUGCUAAACUUUUGGGUUAGUGUGUGUGGGUGUGUAUGUGGUUGUGUGUGUUUGUGUGUGUGUGUGUGUGUGUGUGUGUGUGUGUGUGUGUGUGUGUGUGUGUGUGUGUGUCUCCCUGUGUGUGUGUGUGUGUGUGUGUGUGUGUGUGUGUGUGUGUGUGUAUGUGUGUGUCUCUAUGUGUGUCUGUGUGUUUCUGUAUGUGCGUGUAAAUUGUAUUAUUAUAUUUACAUGUAUAUGUAGUGCAAACACAAGUUUGAGUGUUUUUUUAUGUUUUCUUUUAUUGGUAGUUAUUAUCAUUAGUUGUCUCAAGUGCAUAGUAGAUGUUUUGAUAUAUUUCAAAAAUGUCCGCUGUAGUACAAUCUGCUAUAACAAAGAAAUACACAACUCAGUUAAUAAGAUGUCUUUAGAUAAUUCAUAAGAAGUAGAAGAAAACUUAGAAGAAAUUAAAUGAAAUUCCCAAAAUGUUCCUUUUGAACCUAUUAGAUUCCUUUCUUACAAGUAUUCUCACUUUAUGGCCAUAUGUGUGGAUAAGUGUAAAUCAAUCACGAGCAAUCACUAUCUCGAUAUACAAUUCAGAAAAGGGAUUUAAAGUUGUGUAGUUGGCAUAUAGGCUAGUCCUAUGUUUUCACUUUUAUAAUAAUAUCACACAAAAUUUGAUUAAAAAGAUUAGUGAAUACAUAUAUAUACUAUACUAAAUUGAAUCAAUUUAUUGAUUUUAUUUUAAAAUUGAUGUUAUGGUUACGGAUUUAAACUAAGGCAUAACUUCUCAGUUAUACCUCCUAAUCUACGACUAGGACCUUCCUAAGAUGAUAAGGACCUUGUCAUGGACAGGACUCAACACACUGUUCUCUCCUGGGAAACGAAAGCUAGAGCUCUGAUUGACUGGCUUGGAUCAAAAAGUUCACUAAGAAGUCAUGAGUCAACAAAUUGAACUACCAACCCGAUAGGAUUUCACUUCCCAAUUCUCAAUCACAUGGAUAUUCUGACAGAGGCACAUUUUUCGCCAACUUGCAGACGUGAGCUUUUGGUACGUCACAGGAUGGGGUUAUAGCUUAGUGCAGAUGGGCUGGUGGUCAUUCAGAGUUGGAGAGUUCAUAGAGGACCUGCGGCCACAGUCACCUUCCUCUUUACACCAUGCCGAAGAGGAGCGAUAUACUUCACUUUGAGAGUGACGAUGAGCUGGUGGCGAAGCCCAAAGCGCAGCCGUGUUUGAAGGUCAUCAUAGUGGUUCAGGUGCUACUGAGCGUGUUCACCACUCUCCUGGCCGUCAAAGUGUUCACAAUGAAGGCCCCGGCCCCCUUCUCCUCCUCUCUCUUGCCUCAGGUUAACACCAGACCUCUCUGCCUUGAGCACAAUCUGACCAGUAUGAACUUGCUUCCAGGCCCCCCCGGUCCUAUGGGCCCAGUGGGACCACCAGGUGCACAGGGUACUCCCGGAGAAUCUGUUAUGGGAAGAAGUGGAAGUCCAGGACUACCAGGACAGAAAGGCGAGGAGGGAAUGUUGGGCCAGCGCGGCCCAGUGGGAGAUCCUGGACGUCCUGGAUAUCCAGGAGUCCCAGGAGUAAAGGGUUCCCAGGGUGAGAAGGGAGAUCCCGGAGAGAGGGUGAUGGGCCCUCCAGGCCCCUCAGGGCCCAGGGGGGAAGUGGGACCUCACGGGAUUCCUGGGGAGCGAGGGUCCAACGGCACCUCAGGUCCAGAAGGAAGAAAUGGAUCGGGUGGAAUAGCUGGCCCCCCCGGUCCAGUUGGCCCACAAGGCCCCCCAGGUGUACAAGGUGUUCCAGGAGCUUCUGUCAAGGGAGAUUCUGGGUUACAAGGUAUUCCUGGAUCAAGAGGAAUAACUGGAUCCAAAGGUGAUAGAGGAUACCCAGGUGGCCGUGGUGCUAUGGGCCUGAAAGGAGAAUCUGGAUCACCAGGGAUGCGUGGACCAGCAGGACUGAAGGGUUCAAGAGGAUUUCCUGGUUUAAAGGGAUCUCAAGGAACUAACUUUGGGUAGGAGACGAAUUAAACUGGUCUACAGCAAUACGACGUUGGAAAGUACUUAUGUCUGACCGGAAUCUAUCAAACGGGCUUGGCUACACACGUGGACUGACGAACACACAUGUAUACAUCAGACACACGGGCACCAAAUCACAGACACACAGAGACACAGAGGUGACUACUUGUAUCUACAAAUGUACUAUCACUUUGGAUAAAAGCGUCUACUACUUUUCUUGAUUCAUGAACACCAGAUUAUCCUAAUAGCGUCUAUUGCUGUGAAAGAGCUCUGAGACAGUACAAACGUUGUCCUUUUAAAUAAACAGUUUUUAAAACACA